Entelurus aequoreus (snake pipefish) is the source of this 572-nucleotide messenger RNA. RefSeq names its product protein FAM240B-like. Lineage: Eukaryota; Metazoa; Chordata; Actinopteri; Syngnathiformes; Syngnathidae. The coding region runs from base 109 to 372 and encodes 87 amino acids. The transcript is spliced from 3 exons. The record is from RefSeq and is a predicted model, not a curated record.
AAAAAGAUGACAAUGGACGUGAAAAAGACAGCAGAAGAGAAGGAUUGAUGAGGAAUCAGUGAACGGUGACAUAAGAGUGAGUGUGAGAAAAGAAGAAAAAGUAGCAACAUGAUGAUGAACACAGCAAGGAUCCAUGACAAACAUAAGCUGAAGACCUUCUGGGAGCAGAAGAUCGUCCAACACAGCCAGCAGAUGGACGAGGAGGAGAGCCGCAAGAAGACCAGCGCUCUGACAAGGCUGAGGGAGCAGUGGUUGGUCAUGUUGGAUCAUAGGAACGAGCACCAACAGAGUUUCUUUGAGGAGAGAAUUAGACGAUCUCAGAAGGCUCAGAAGAUGACCACACAGCUCCAUUCACCUUUGCCAUUAUGCUGACAUCACAUCCACAAGGAAAGGAAAUGGAGACGUCAUCCAUUUUGAAGCACUGCAUAGAUGUGAAUAAUGUUUCUUUAAAUAGCCUUGUGAAGAAGAUGUUUUUGUCAUAAUUCCUGUUAACUACAUAAUAGGUCAUGGCUGGACUAGCUUCAUUUGUACAGUGUAUUUGUGGUAAAAACAUCUCAUCUAAAGGCUAUACA